This is a messenger RNA of Leopardus geoffroyi (Geoffroy's cat), 1107 nucleotides long. RefSeq names its product syntaxin 10 (gene STX10). Gene Ontology annotation, biological process: Golgi vesicle transport; intracellular protein transport. The transcript has 8 exons. The record is from RefSeq and is a predicted model, not a curated record. Gene Ontology annotation, cellular component: membrane. Gene Ontology annotation, molecular function: SNAP receptor activity. The coding region runs from base 28 to 810 and encodes 260 amino acids. Lineage: Eukaryota; Metazoa; Chordata; Mammalia; Carnivora; Felidae.
GCGAAGCUGUUUCUGCCCACAAUAAAGAUGGCCGCGAGGAGGGCGGAAGCGCGGGCCUCCGAGGCCGAGGCCUCUCUUUCUACCCUGGCGUCCAGCGAGGUGCAGAAGGCCGUGAACACGGCCCGCGGGCUAUACCAGCGCUGGUGCGAGCUCCUGCAAGAGGACGCUGCGGUCGGACGCGAGGAGCUGGACUGGACGACCAAUGAACUGCGGAAUGGCCUGCGCAGCAUCGAGUGGGACCUCGAGGACCUGGAGGAGACCAUCGGCAUAGUGGAAGCCAACCCGGGAAAGUUCAAGCUCCCAGCCGGAGACCUGCAGGAGAGAAAGGUGUUCGUGGAGCGGAUGCGGGAGGCAGUCCAGGAUAUGAAGGACCAUAUGGUCAGCCCGGCAGCCAUAGCCUUUAUGGAGAGGAAUAAGAGAGAGAUGCUGACAGGCAAGCCAGCCGCCCCAAAGUCAUCCAGCGACCUGCUGGACGCCAGCAUGGCCGCAGCCACCUCUCGUUACAUUGAGGAGCAGCAGGCCACACAGCAGCUGAUCAUGGACCAACAGAAUCAACAGCUGGAAAUGGUGUCCGGGAGCAUCCGGGUUCUGAAGCACAUGUCUGGCCGUGUUGGGGAGGAGCUGGAUGAGCAGGGCGUCAUGCUGGAUGCCUUUGCUCACGAGAUGGACCACACCCAGUCCCGGAUGGACGGGGUCCUCAGGAAGAUGGCCAAAGUAUCCCACAUGACGAACGAUCGCCGACAGUGGUGUGCCAUCGUCGUGCUGCUGGGGGUGCUUCUUCUGGUUCUCAUCCUGCUCUUCUCCCUCUGACGUCGGCCCUCCCCAGGGCGCUGGUCCCUCUAGCUGUGGGAGCUGGCAGGGUCCUGCCCCCUGGGAGAAGGGGCUCCUUCCUGGAGAGCUGUCUCGAGGUUCUCAUCCGAGCCAGUGGGACCCUUGGGGCCCUGGGCCAGAGCCCCUGCCACUGGUCCUGUCUCAAGUGUGCUUAGGAGGUGGCAGAGGUAGGGGAACCUCAGACCCGCCCCUCCCCGUUUCUACUCUGGUGCCCCAAAGCCAUUUGCUCCUGUGCCUUCCGUGCGUGCCAACUUGGAAAUAAAAAUCCCAGCUUUU